CGUCGCCGCCUGCCGCCGCCGCCGAGGUGGCCGCGGGCGCGGGAGGCGAGGCGGAGGGCCGGGCCGGGCCGGGAUGGGAGUGCGCGCGGCGCAGAGCUGAGGAGGGCGAGCCUGCGGGUCCCCGGGAGCCGCGCGGUUCCCUCGCCGCCGCGAUGAUCCCUCCGAGCGGCGCCCGCGAGGACGGCGUGGACGGGCAGCCGCCCUCCCCUGCGUCCACCGGCAGCCAGGAGUCCAAGCUCCAGAAACUAAAACGAUCACUUUCUUUCAAGACCAAGAGUUUACGGAGCAAAAGUGCUGACAACUUCUUCCAGCCAGCCAACAGCGAUGGAAAGCUGCCCUCAUUGGCUGAGUCCCCUGGGAGCCCGGCACCCACACCCACCAAGGCUGGCCCUCACCCCGGUGGCAAGGCCCAUGCCUUUCAGGAGUACAUCUUCAAGAAGCCCACUUUCUGUGACGUCUGCAACCACAUGAUUGUGGGAGCAAAUGCUAAGCAUGGACUGCGCUGCAAGGCCUGUAAGAUGAGCAUCCAUCACAAGUGUGCGGACGGCCUGGCGCCCCAGCGGUGCGUGGGCAAGCUGCCAAAGGGGUUCCGGCGUUACUACAGCUCCCCCUUGCUCAUACAUGAACAGUUUGGAUGCAUUAAGGAAGUUAUGCCCAUUGCCUGUGGCAGUAAGGUGGACCCAGUCUAUGAGACCCUGCGCUUCGGCACUUCCCUGGCCCAGAAGAUGAAGAAGGGCAGCUCUGGUUCCGGCUCCGGCUCCGGCUCCGGCUCCGGCUCUGGCUCACCUCACCGAACCUCUACUUCUGACCUCGUAGAGGUUCCUGAAGAAGCGGCGGGGCCAGCGGGCGGGUGUGACCCCCGGCGACGCAGCAACAGCGUGUUUACAUAUCCAGAAAACGGCAUGGAGGAUUUCAGAGACCAAGCAAAGAACAUCAGCCUCCAGGGACUUCCUUCCAAAGACCCAUUACAGAUGAACACCUAUGUUGCCUUGUACAAAUUUGUACCACAGGAGAAUGAAGAUUUGGAAAUGAGGCCAGGGGACAUUAUUACUCUUCUGGAGGACACCAAUGAAGACUGGUGGAAAGGGAAAAUUCAAGACAGAAUUGGCUUCUUUCCAGCCAACUUUGUUCAGAGAGUACAACAAAAUGAGAAGAUUUUUAGAUGUGUUAGAACCUUCAUUGGGUGUAAGGAACAGGGGCAGAUAACACUGAAGGAGAACCAGAUCUGCAUGACUUCUGAAGAGGAACAAGAUGGCUUUAUCAGAGUCCUCAGUGGAAAGAAGAGAGGCCUUGUUCCCCUGGAUGUCCUAGAAAAUGCCUGACUGCUGGCCCCUCUCCUCUUGCAGCACGGAAGCUCUGCUGCGAGCCUCAUGCGUGGACCCGGAGACGCUGCUGCACUGACCCUGCCCCCCAGGAAACAGGGAGGCAAGAAUCGGGGCCCACAGAGGGCCCAUCGCAAGCACACCCAGGCUGCCCGAGGUGGGGAGGAGGCUGAGCCGUGGCAGAGCCAUAACCACAGCUGUCCCCAAAACCCCAGCUCCCUCCCAGUCCAUGUGGUGUAAGUGAACCCGCUGGAGUGUGUUCCAGCUUGUAGUGUGGCCCCAGGGCCAGGCUGGGAUCGGUGCAGCCGACGUGACUCUGGCUCCAGAGCUUUGUCCCCAGGACUGAGCAAUCAGCACCAUCACCUGUGAGACCCCAAGCAGGCUCCCUGCAGAAAUCAGGAAACCCUGCUCCCUAGCCGGCAACAUUCCACUGCCCUCCUCGGCCUGCCUUGGCGAUUGCGCUGUCUCUUCUGUCCUCUGGGUCAGCCUGCAGUGCGCACCAGAUGGGAGGGCUGAGCUGACAUGGUACCACCUGCUUAGAUCUGAUCUGCCCAGGUGGCUGCCAGGCCCUGCCUCCUGCAGGGAGGAGAACAGGAUGGGAGGCUUAGAUAUGCAGGGCAAAGAGGGAGGAAGGUGGGGCAAACAGCCCUCACUUGUUGAAACUAUGCAGCCCUUUCAGUUAUGAAGUCCUUUCCUGAAGGAGGUGGAGCUGGAGAAGUGGAUGGGCAAAAAGUCUCCAUAAUGAUCUCUGUUGUCAUUUCACAUCCUCUGGCGUGGGGACAGCCUUCUUCCCUGAUACCAUUCCCUAGGUCUCCCUUUGGAGGUUGAGCCCACAUUGCACAGAACCAGAAACAUGGAGGAGAACCAACAGCACCUUAGGAGAAAAGUAGCCAAAUCAGAGUCCAUUCUCCUUUCGGGCAGCCUGUUCUACCCUAGCAGACGUACAAUGGAAACGGAUCUUUCAUGCUUCAUCCCCUGAAAGUGGGGGAUCUGGGCCUAUUUAGCAACAACUAGGGGAGCCUCUCUUACUUUGUACUUGUACUAAUGUUUACAAGAACACAAUAUACUGUGAUACUUCCCUCCUCAAGCCUCCUCCUGGCCUUCCAACUUGCAUCUUAUUAGUCAGUCAUUAAAUGGUUAAACUCCAAUUCACAAUGACCUUGAAAUCAAGGUCAGUUUGAUUUAUUUUGCUGCAGAGCAAUAAAAUCACUAGAACAGUUGGUUUCCAAAAGACUUGAGCAGAUGCAUCUUGUGCACCAAGGCAUUAUUUCCCAAACCAAAGCAUCAUUAUUCUCCAUUUAUUUCUUUUGUUGCUGCUCAGUGUGAAGUUGGGAGCCGAGAUGGGGCAGCCGCUGGUUUCACAAUAGUUUGGGUAUCUUACCCUCAUUUUACAGCCAGCAUUCAAAAAUGCCUCCAUGUCUAAUAUGACAUGCCAAACUGAGUGUCCAGUGUCCAGGUGGAUUCUCUGAGAGCCAGGGGCAGACCCUAUGACUGUCGUUUCUAUAACAUGGAAAUGCCGGUGUACAAACACUCCUUGCCUCUAUUUCAGUAUUCCAUUGAAUAAAGACAGCGCAGUGGCUGGAAGGAGCAUAGAAAACAUGUUUCCUGACCUUUUCUUUCUGGUGGAAUAACCACGGAAGCUUUUUGGCACAGUGGUGCCACAUCCUGUGUAGAUUUCAUUUGCAUUAAAAAAUCAGUUUGUCUUUUGACGUUGAAUAGGAGGCUGCUAUAGCCAGUCCCCACAGUGGCCCCACCCAGGGAUUCUUGCCUCCUGACAUCCUGCCCUUUGUAGUCCAGUCCCACACUGAUCAGGGAUGCUCUUACGUGACCAAGAGAAUUCAGCAGGUGCAAUAGCUCACAACAUCCGAGGCGAGGGUAAAAAGCCCUUGCAGCUCUGCCUUGAUCUCUUGGUGUGCUCACCUGAGGACCUUGAGCCCUACGUAGGUUUAUCAACUCUGAGGUCACCAUGCAGAGGAGGUUCAAGGGAAUGACCACACAUUGCUGCAGCUGAGAUCCCCAAUAUCACAGAGGUGCAGCAAUUGUCCCUGCAGAGCCCCACCCAAGUCAUAGAUUUAGGAGCAAUGUAAACGUGGUUUGGGUUUUAUUAAGUCACUAAGGUUUUGGAUGAUGUGUUAUACAGAAAUAGAUCACUGGAAUAGGGGGCUUUAUAAUUUAAGCCAAUGUUAGAAAGGGAAAAAAAGUACUCUUUCCAUAGAAAAAGGCCCCAAAUUUUUUGCAGUUAUCAAGUAUUGGCAGACAAUUAACCUCCAAAUGCAAGGUAUCUAGUGUUCCUUAAAGAUCUGGAGCCAUUCAGGCAUCAGAGAAAGGCAGGUGUUCCUCAUUAACACAGAUUCCAACAGAUGCUCACACACACACAGAUUUUAGGAGCCAUAACACUUCUUCCCCUCCCGCCUGUCUGCACAAAUGGUAAGAACAUGGAUAGAGCUAUGACCGACCACAAUCUUAAAGGAUCUCAAGACUCAAGAAAUGGGUGGAGGAAGGGCCACACUUUCAGAAUGGGAAUGAGAUGAAGGCCUCAGGAAACACUCUGGGUUGGGGACAGGAACAGAGAGGAAAGUGUUAAGAUGGAAAACGGGGUCUUCUUUAUAGCAGAGGGGACAGCCCCACACCCCCAUGCCCUGCCCCACCACCACCAGUGCUGCAGGAUGGAGUAUGUGAUGGUGGAUUUGAAGGGAAGAACUGAGUGUAAUUUCCUCAGGGUCCAGAAGGUAGGGAACAGAGCUCAUUUCACCCCACCACUAGCAGACAGAGAGGACCUUUAGUGUGGGCAGGGGCGCUGCAGGAGCGCAUGUGCAGACGUCCAGCUGACUACCAGUAUGGGCUGGUUCCAUAGACUGCUUUUCCUCCCCAAUUCUGCACACCAAACACAUACACAAACACACUCCCAUCAAGGGCAAGAGUCUAGCACCUGGGUUACAUAUGAAAGCAAAUAGUGGGGCUGUACAUGGUAGUUUUUCUGAGUUUGUCCUCUUUGCUAUUAAAGGGAGAGAAAUAAAAUCAGUGGGAUGAUCACAUUACAUGUAAAUAGGCAGGUGCCAAGUUGUCAAAAGGCAAAAACACACCACACAAGUCCAAAACCUGGUGCAAGUCACUGGCUGCUCCAAGGAGAAGAGAGCCAGAGAGGAAACCUACCAGUCAGCCCCAGCCCAGAGACAGGCCCAGGCAUCUAUGAAAAAAGCAUUGUGUGCUCAAGCAGAGGCUUAGAUUUAAAUAAAAUAAACUAGAUUUCUUUGCUUAAGACUUCCCAGAGCUUUUAAUUUGCUGAUUUUCAUGGUGAAUCUAUAAAAGGGCAUUUAGAACUGUGCAACACCUACUAGCAUCAACUAGAACAAGGAACAUCAUUUGGGGAAUGCUGGGGUAGGGAAUUCUCAUAAUAUUCAUGCACCUAACAGCCCUGCUCUUCCCCCAUCUCAGAAGAUACCUAUAAAUUUCUGAAGAUGACAGACACACAAUCCUAGUAAAAAUCAAGGCUUAAAGACAAUCUGUUCUGUAGGGAGUAAGAUAAAGUGGGAUCUGUGUCCCUGCAGGGUGAAAAACUAAGGUAGAGAGCAGCUUUAUUGUACUCUGAUAGCUUUAACACACACCAGACAGCCAGGCAGAAGCUUGUUUAAAUAUGGGAAUAAAAGAAAGUUUAACAUUGCCCAAAAUAGCAUUCCCAGGAAACUGAGUGAGCAGGUGUGUUCCACAGAUUUAUCAAAACACAAAAACCCUUUCUAACAACUCUGACAAAAACAUUAAAACUACUUUAAUAACAUCCUUUAACAGUCUCUUAAAUUCUGCUCAGUUGCCUUUCUGUUGUGUGUUUGGCACAACACCUGGUGUUACUGACCCUUAGAACAUACUUUUUCUUAGCUUCCAAUAAAGAUAUUUAAAUAGUCCUCAAUUAGUAAUAGAAACUUUUAACUGUAUCCUGAAAUAUAAACAAGACAAUGGCAAUUUAUCUUACAGUUCCUUUUUAAAAAUAAGAAAGUGGCAGAUUUUUUUAUCAUCUCAUCAUCAAGUUCAAAUAGCUAUUGAACAUCUUCCAUGUCUUCAUGGAAGGCAGGAUGUAUUGAAGUCCUGAAAGAUACCCUGGGAAAGUACAAUCCCUAUUUCCAAGAAAAGUGGUGGAGCAUCCUUAAAUUUCCUCCACUCGCUUCAUUUACUCAGGUUCCUAGGUUACUUACCUGACCCCCAUCUUUUUCUAUGCAUGACAAUAUUUUCCUUUGUCUAGCUUCUCCUUUUAAAACACCUUCUUGAAAAUUAUGUGCUUAGUUCACCUAACUCUUUAUUAGGGUAAAAAAAUAAUUCAAGGUUAUGACUUCUCCUCUGAGUUCAGCUUUGACCCUAUUAAAGUGCUCCUAUUUUCAUUCAUUUCUGAGUACUCUGUAAUCACAGGUUCGAUUUUUCCCUUAGAUUUUUUAUUUGUGUGUGUGUGUGUGUGUGUGUGUGUGUGUGUGUGUGUGUGUGUGUGUGUGUGUAUGAUUAAACAAUUGUGCAUAGUGGCCAGAAAAUAUGUUCCACAUGGUUUCUGCUUUGAGGAAUCAAUUGGCAUUUUAUUUUGUGCUCUAAUAUAUGAGUAAUCUUUAUAAUCGUUCAGUGGAUGCUGGCAUAUAUAAAGUUCAAAAUGUAUCUACUAAAUAAACACUUAAAGUA
Molecule: messenger RNA, 5978 nt
Organism: Manis javanica (Malayan pangolin)
Lineage: Eukaryota; Metazoa; Chordata; Mammalia; Pholidota; Manidae
Gene: STAC
Product: SH3 and cysteine rich domain
Biological process (GO): positive regulation of voltage-gated calcium channel activity; skeletal muscle contraction; positive regulation of protein localization to plasma membrane
Molecular function (GO): transmembrane transporter binding
Source: RefSeq, a predicted model, not a curated record